UCUGCUGCGCUGCGCUCCUGAACUUUUCCUCAAGCUCUCCCGGCAGCGGAUGGAUGUUCUCUGGGAGGAGGUCACGGCCCGACGGAACAUUUCCCCCCGGCCAAGUCCAAAAGGGAUUCUGAUACCUUAGCGGAGACUUUUUGCAGUUUGGGAGCCUUUGGAGAGACUUUACGCGCAGAAGACGGAGACGCGCAGUUUCAUGUUUUAAAACGGGCCGGAGAAGGAGCUUUUGAAGAGAGAACCGUCCGAAGCCAGAGCCACGGGAGAAAGUUUGUUUAACUUGGACAGAACCGAGCCAGCGACGCCCCUUUGACCGCCGCCAGGACCCGACCUCCUCCCGCUGGGUCUUUAAGCCGCUUCGGUCGGAGGUAGCAGUCUGCCGGACAUGUCUGGAGCCGGGUCGGAGAAGCGCGCCGGGCUCAGCCGCUUCUGGCUUCUGCUUUUCGCCGCGUUGGUGGGGGCAGCUGCGGUGGAUGGAUGCCCACACAAGUGCAGCUGCUCCGGGUCACAUGUGGACUGCCAGGGUCUGGGUCUGAAGACUGUGCCCAAAGGCAUCCCGCGGAGUGCAGAGCGCCUGGAUUUAAACAGAAACAACAUCACCAGAAUCACUAAAGUGGACUUCUCUGGGCUGAAGAACCUCAGGAUUCUUCAUCUGGAGGACAACCAGAUCAGUGUCAUCGAGAGAGGAGCCUUCCAGGACCUGAGGCUGCUGGAGAGACUACGCCUGAACAGGAACAAGCUCCAGGUUCUCCCAGAACUCCUCUUCCAGUCCAAUCCCAAACUGGGACGAGUGGACCUGAGUGAGAACCAGAUUCAGGCGGUUCCCAGAAAAGCUUUCAGAGGAAUCACCAACGUUAAGAACCUGCAGCUGGACAGCAACCACAUCAGCUGCAUCGAAGAUGGAGCUUUCCGGGCGCUGCGCGAUCUGGAGAUCCUCACCCUCAACAACAACAACAUCACGCUCAUCCCGCUGUCUAGCUUCAACCACAUGCCCAAGCUGCGGACGCUGCGUCUGCACUCCAACGGCCUCCACUGCGACUGUCACCUGGCCUGGCUCUCUGAUUGGCUCAGAGCCCGGCGGGGCCUGGCGCCCUUCACCCAGUGCAUGUCCCCGGCCCAGAUGCGGGGCCUCAACGUCCCAGAUGUGCAGAAGAAGGAUUUUCUCUGUAACGGUCCGGCCCAGACCGAGGCGAGGGCUUGCACCCCUCAGGUAGCCGUGUGUCCUCCCAGCUGCUCCUGCAACAACAACAUUGUGGACUGCCGUCGUAAAGGCCUGACGGAGAUCCCCGCCAACCUCCCUGAGGGCAUCGUGGAGAUUCGUUUGGAGCAGAACCUGAUCAAGAGCGUCCCGCCAGGAGCCUUUUCAGCCUAUAAGAAGCUGAAGAGAAUUGACUUGAGUAAGAACCAGAUUUCCGACAUUGCUGCGGAUGCUUUCAGCGGACUGCGCUCGCUCACCUCGCUGGUGCUGUAUGGCAAUAAGAUCGCUGAGCUGCCUAAAGGAAUAUUUGAUGGACUGGCCUCCCUGCAGCUGCUAUUGCUGAACGCCAACAAGAUCAACUGUCUGAGAGUGAACACCUUCCAGGACCUGCACAACCUGAACCUGCUGUCGCUGUACGACAACAAGCUGCAGACCAUCAGCAAAGGCCUCUUCGCCCCCCUGCGCUCCAUAAAGACCCUCCACCUGGCCCAGAACCCCUUUAUGUGCGACUGCCACCUGAAGUGGCUGGCUGACUACCUGUUCGACAACCCCAUCGAGACGAGCGGCGCCCGCUGCAGCCACCCCAGGAGGCUGGCUAACAAGCGCAUCAGCCAGGUGAAAGGCAAGAAGUUCAGGUGCACAGGUCAGGAGGACUAUCGCAGCCGCCUGAGUGGAGACUGUUUCCAGGACCUGGUGUGCCCAGAGAAAUGUCGCUGUGAAGGCACGGUGGUUGACUGCUCCAACCUCAAACUGACCCGCAUACCUGCACACAUCCCCGAACACACCACCGACCUGCGGUUAAACGACAACGAAAUUACCAUCCUGGAAGCUGCUGGGACUUUUAAGAAGCUGCCCAACUUGAAAAAAAUCAACCUGAGCAACAACAAGCUGAGAGACAUCCGUGAAGGCGCGUUUGACGGCGCGGCCGGCGUGUUGGAGCUGCUGCUGACCGGGAACAAGCUGACGGGGCUGCAGGGACGCAUGUUCAGAGGCCUGAGCGGCCUGAAGACCCUCAUGCUGCGCAGCAACCAGAUCAGCUGCAUCGACAACGCUACCUUCACAGGUCUGAGCUCGGUGCGGCUGCUCUCCCUCUACGACAACCGGAUCGGCAGCAUCGCCCCCGGAGCCUUCUCCACCCUCCACUCCCUGUCCACCAUAAACCUCCUCUCCAACCCGUACCUGUGCGACUGCCACCUGGCCUGGCUCGGCCAAUGGCUGAAGAGGACCAGGGUGGUGAGCGGCAACCCCCGCUGCCAGAGGCCCGGCUUCCUCAAGGAGAUCCCCAUCCAGGAUGUAGCCGCCCCCGACUUCACCUGUGACGGUGCUGAGGAUAACGGCUGCCUUCCUGCAUCUGGUUGUCCCGACGCCUGCACGUGCUCAGACGGCGUGGUGCGAUGCAGCAACAGAGGGCUGCACGCUCUCCCCAAAGGCAUUCCCAAGGACACCACCGAGCUGUACCUGGAGGGGAACCUGCUGUCAUCGGUUCCCAGGGAGCUGGCCGGCCUGAAGCAGCUGUCUCUGGUGGACCUGAGCAACAACAGCAUCAGCACGGUGGCGCCGCACACCUUCAGCAACAUGACCCAGCUGGCCACUCUCAUCCUGAGCUACAACCAGAUCCGCUGCAUCCCGCUCCACGCCUUCGAUGGGCUCAGAUCUCUCCGCCUGCUGACUCUCCACGGUAACGAGCUUUCCUCCAUCCCUGACGGAGCCUUCAGCCACCUCACCUCCCUGUCCCACCUGGCCCUCGGCGCCAACCCGCUGUACUGUAACUGUGACCUGCGCUGGCUCUCUCAGUGGGUCAAGGCCGGCUUCAAAGAACCCGGCAUCGCCCGCUGCGCUGGACCUCCAGACAUGGCCGACCGACUGCUGCUCACCACGCCACUCAACAGGUUUCAGUGCAAAGGUCCUGUGGACAUCAGCCUGAUGUCAAAGUGCGCCCCCUGCUUGGCAGCACCAUGCAGGAACAACGGCACCUGCGUCUCCAAUGCUGCAGGAUCCUACCACUGCACCUGUCCGUAUGGAUUCAAGGGUCAAGACUGUGAGAUAGCGAUGAACGCCUGCAUCAGCUUCCCCUGCCAUAACGGAGGAACCUGCCACAUUCAGCCCGGACACGAGGACCACUUCAGCUGUGUGUGUCCAACAGGCUUUGAGGGCCAGCGCUGUGAGAUAAACCCCGACGACUGUGAAGACAACGAUUGUGAGAACAACUCCACCUGCAUCGAUGGGGUCAACAACUACACCUGCGUCUGUCCUCCCAACUACACAGGCGACCUGUGUGACGAGGUGGUCGACCCGUGUCUCGCUGGUGUCGACCCGUGUCAGCACGACUCCAAGUGCGUGCGAGUUGGCCGCGGUUACAGGUGCGACUGCCUGCCCGGCUACGUGGGCCGACACUGUGAGCAGGACUACAACGACUGCCUGGAGAACAAGUGCCAGCACGGCGCCGAGUGCGUGGACGCCGUCAACGGCUACACCUGCGUCUGCAAAGAGGGCUUCAGUGGGCUCUUCUGUGAGAACCCUCCACCAAUGAUCUUGCUGCAGACCAGCCCCUGCGACCAAUCAGACUGCCAGAACGGCGCCCAGUGCCUGGUGGUUGCUGGGGAGCCCGUCUGCCGCUGCACACCUGGUUACUACGGCAACAAAUGCCACAGGAUUUCCACGGUUCACUUCCUGGGUCGGGAUGGGUACGUGGAGCUGCACGGCACCGAGCUGCGACCGACGGCUCACAUUUCACUGCAGGUGGCCACGGAUAAAGACAACGGCAUCCUGUUGUACAAGGAGGACCACGACCCUCUGGCCCUGGAGCUGUACCAGGGCCACAUACGGCUCCUUUAUGACAUCACCAGCUACCCCCCCACCACCGUGUACAGCGUGGAGGCGGUCAGCGACGGACUCUUCCACACGGUGGAGCUGCUGAUCCAGAACCACUCGCUGAGCCUGGUGGUCGAUAACGGAGCGCCCAAGAGUCUGGGCAAGCUGGCCAGGCAGCCGUCCCUGGACCGGGACACGCAGCUCUACGUGGGAGGUGUUCCCUCCCAGGUGGUGGCCUCAGGCCUGCGUCCGGUUCCUGAGCGUUCUCCUCAGGCCUUUGAUGGCUGCAUCCACAACGUGCGCAUCAACGGGGAGAGUCAGGAUCUCAGGUUCAGAUCCACAGGAGAACCUCCUCACGGAACGGAGGGCAAGGGUGAAGCGGUUCUGGUGGGAUGUCACUCCUGCAGCGUCUGCGCACAAGGCGCCUGCAGGGAGGGGGGGGAGACGGGGGUCACCUGUAGCUGCCCGCCGGGACGGAUGGGGCCGCUGUGUGACGAGACGGCGUCCAGCAACCCCUGCCAGAGCAACAGGUGUGUCCACGGGGUCUGUGUGGUGAAGGGCUCCUCCUACCGCUGUCAGUGCAACGAAGGCUUCCAGGGUCAGAACUGCGAGCGGCCGACCUGCAGCUGGUGCGUUCGUGGUGAAUGUCGGCUGUCGGAAUCGGGAGUGUCCGUCUGCCACUGCCAGCCGGGCUACAGCGGACCCACCUGUGACACAGAGCUCGGCUGCCGGGGGGAGAUGCUGCGGGAGACGCUGAAGCGCCACCAGGCCAUGAGGACGUGCACCUCCACCGGCCGCAUCCCCCGCAUGAACUGCCCCCGCUCCUGCCAGGCGGCGGCGCCCCCCGGCGUCUGCUGCGGCGUCACCAAGACCAGGCGGCGGAAGGUGGUGUUCCGCUGCACCGACGGCACCUCGUACUCGGAGGAGAUGGAGACGGCUGUGGAGUGCGGCUGCUCCGCAUGCCCGCUGUGACGGCCCCCCCCCCCCCCCCCCCCCCCCUGCGGCGCCGAGGCGCGCCCGCCAGGCCGUCGCCAUGACAACCUCCCACACCGAGCACUCCGUGACCAACUUCCACUUCCCAGCCGUCGGUGGCCAGAAACGCCGGAACAGAAACGGACAGAGAGAGAAAAUAUAUUGUAAAAUAUACGUGAGAAACAUAGAACUUAUUUUUAUGAUGGAUUUUUUCUAAGACGACAAAAGGACUCAGAAGUUGUUUUUAAUGUUGCUUCUUUAAUGUGUUACAUAGUAUAAAAAUAUUUUCUACCUUGUAAGAAGAAGAAAACCAACUAGAUUAACAUUGCUUAUUGUUUAUGUGAAUCUGUAUAAAUAACCAGAUGAACCUGAUUUAUCUACGGCGCAUUAGCAGGACGCUGCUGUGAGUGUGGAACCUCAUGGAGAACCAGGAGAACGUGCCUUCUUCCUGCACAGAUGCUUUAUCUACUACCUUCUGGUUCUGCACGGCCCGUUGAUUGGGUCCACAGAGGAGAACGUGACAGGAACCGGUAUCUCCUCCUCCUCAGCAGCAGCAGCGUUGCUUAUUAAAGCGCAAACAUCUGACAGAAUAUCAGUAAAAUCCAUUUUAAGAAUUAAAUCAGCUCCGUUCUGCACACAGGAUGAGACAUUUCAGGGGUUUUCUGAGGGUUUCCUGCUGAUGAAGAGUCCAGGUUCUCAGAUCAGACCUAUAGAAAUGGGUUUUAGACGUGUGGGUUCUGUGGGAACACGAGGUUCUGUCCUGCACAGUAUCUGCACCCAGCUGCUACUAGCGAUGACUGUGGAGACUUCACACUGGACCUCCCUCAGCUCCACCCUCAGCUGCAGUCAGGACACUCCUUUGAUAGGUGGUCCUUCCCAAGGCUUGGUUCCUCCUGCAUUUCUUCCUUCCACUCAACUUUCUGAUAAUAUGCUUCAGUACCGAGGCCUCUUCUGUAGCGCUGACCUUCUGAAAUUCAUCACUCUGUGGAUCUUUUUCUGAAUUAAAUUGGUAAAUAAGUCGUUGCUCUGAUGUAUGCAGAUACGGCUGCAGAUCAGAAACGUUCGUUGACCAGGAGAUCCUGCAGACAGCUGCUGAUGUAACCAAGCAGCAGAGUUUAUGUUGCUGUGGUGGUGUAAACCAGGUAGACCUGCAGCUGGGAUCUGAACAGGAAGCACAGCAGCUGCUGCUCUGCAGCCGGCAGGUCGGGGAGCAGAGGAACGGUUCUUCUCUCUGAUGGUGGUUCUGUGAAAAGUGAUGAUGCAGCAGAUCUGCCCUAACGACGGUGAUCGGCGUAACGAUGAAUGUGAAAGUGUUUCUGAUGAAGAAGCUCCUGCCUUCACUGCGUCAGGCAGAUGUUCAGCUUCAGUCAGUAGCAUCUGGACGGGCUCCUCUGUGGAAGCUGGUCCUGACUGAAGGUCACCGCCGCUGUGAGGCCCGGUCCACGGCUCCACCACCCCCCCACUGCAGUGUUUGACCAAAGACCAGGAGCUCCAGCAGUGAUUCAUUUACCUCUAACAGGACAGCAGCGCUGCAUGCUAACCCUUAGCUAGCAGGCAGUAAAGCAGGCGGCCAUGUUGGAACUACUGUAACGUUGUUAUCUGGCUUCAGCGCCUCCCUACACCUCUGCAGCUUUAAUUACCUCCACCCUACGGUUAACCACGCCCCAUCACUCCUUCCUGGGUUAUUCCCCCUGUGGCCACGCUCAUCCUCUCCUGCCUGAUGAUGAAGAUUCAUCUUCAUCAGAGUUAUAGACCUCAGCUACUCGUUAUUGACAGUAACUAAACUGAACUGUAUUCACUCAUUUGUAAAGUCGUAGAAUAAAAAUUAUGAAUAUGUGACUAUAACUGAUGCUUUUGUUGAAUGUUAAAAUUAAACUUUUAUUGAAACCAAA
Messenger RNA from Fundulus heteroclitus (mummichog), 6873 nucleotides. RefSeq names its product slit homolog 3 (Drosophila) (gene slit3). The record is from RefSeq and is a predicted model, not a curated record. Gene Ontology annotation, molecular function: calcium ion binding; heparin binding; Roundabout binding. The transcript is spliced from 38 exons. Gene Ontology annotation, biological process: negative chemotaxis; axon guidance. The coding region runs from base 386 to 4981 and encodes 1531 amino acids. Lineage: Eukaryota; Metazoa; Chordata; Actinopteri; Cyprinodontiformes; Fundulidae.